Eubalaena glacialis (North Atlantic right whale) is the source of this 972-nucleotide messenger RNA. RefSeq names its product calcium voltage-gated channel auxiliary subunit gamma 2 (gene CACNG2). The transcript is spliced from 4 exons. Gene Ontology annotation, molecular function: voltage-gated calcium channel activity; channel regulator activity. The record is from RefSeq and is a predicted model, not a curated record. Bases 1 to 972 code for a protein of 323 amino acids. Lineage: Eukaryota; Metazoa; Chordata; Mammalia; Artiodactyla; Balaenidae. Gene Ontology annotation, biological process: regulation of AMPA receptor activity; transmission of nerve impulse; calcium ion transmembrane transport. Gene Ontology annotation, cellular component: AMPA glutamate receptor complex; postsynaptic density membrane; voltage-gated calcium channel complex.
AUGGGGCUGUUUGAUCGAGGUGUUCAAAUGCUUUUAACCACCGUUGGUGCUUUCGCUGCCUUCAGUCUGAUGACCAUAGCUGUGGGAACCGACUAUUGGCUCUACUCCAGAGGGGUUUGCAAGACCAAAAGUGUCAGUGAGAAUGAAACCAGCAAAAAGAACGAGGAAGUUAUGACCCAUUCUGGAUUAUGGAGAACCUGCUGCCUGGAAGGGAACUUCAAAGGUCUCUGCAAGCAAAUCGAUCACUUCCCAGAGGAUGCAGAUUAUGAAGCUGACACAGCAGAAUAUUUCCUCCGGGCUGUGAGGGCCUCGAGCAUCUUCCCGAUCCUGAGUGUGAUUCUGCUUUUCAUGGGGGGACUCUGCAUCGCAGCCAGCGAGUUCUACAAGACUCGACACAACAUCAUCCUGAGUGCCGGCAUCUUCUUUGUGUCUGCAGGUCUGAGUAACAUCAUUGGCAUCAUAGUGUACAUAUCUGCCAAUGCCGGAGACCCUUCCAAGAGCGACUCCAAAAAGAAUAGUUACUCGUAUGGCUGGUCCUUCUAUUUCGGAGCCCUGUCCUUCAUCAUCGCCGAGAUGGUCGGGGUGCUGGCCGUGCACAUGUUUAUCGACCGGCACAAACAGCUGCGGGCCACGGCCCGCGCCACGGACUACCUCCAGGCCUCCGCCAUCACCCGCAUCCCCAGUUACCGCUACCGCUACCAGCGCCGCAGCCGCUCCAGCUCCCGCUCCACCGAGCCCUCACACUCCAGGGACGCCUCCCCCGUGGGCAUCAAGGGCUUCAACACCCUGCCGUCCACGGAGAUCUCCAUGUACACCCUCAGCAGGGACCCCCUGAAGGCCGCCACCACGCCCACCGCCACCUACAACUCCGACAGGGAUAACAGCUUCCUCCAAGUUCACAACUGUAUCCAGAAGGAGAACAAAGACUCUCUCCACUCCAACACAGCCAACCGCCGGACCACCCCCGUAUGA